Messenger RNA from Euleptes europaea (tarantolino), 6048 nucleotides. It is a transcript of the gene CUL7, whose product is annotated as cullin 7. Gene Ontology annotation, molecular function: ubiquitin protein ligase binding. The transcript has 32 exons. Bases 1 to 6048 code for a protein of 2015 amino acids. Gene Ontology annotation, biological process: ubiquitin-dependent protein catabolic process. The record is from RefSeq and is a predicted model, not a curated record. Lineage: Eukaryota; Metazoa; Chordata; Lepidosauria; Squamata; Sphaerodactylidae.
AUGGUAAGUGAGAGGCAAAAUGGCAGUGUCCUAGUGCAUCUUGAACUCAAGCUGCAUGCCUAUCCUGAAGAGUUAAUCCGGCAGCGCUGUGGUUACAAUGGACAUACGGAAUACCUGAUUCGCUGGAGUGUCUUCAGCUUGGAGAAUGGUACAGGAAGAAGCACAGAUGCCUCUCCAGCAGAGAGCAAAAUGGAGAACGUCCUGAUGUGGAUGUCAGCAGAUGAUGUUUAUGCAAACUGUCCCACACUCCUGGGUACUAGGAAGCCCGAGGAGAAGCCCGAGGGGAAAGCAUCAUUCCCUCCUGAUGUCCCACUGGAUGAGGCCUCGUUUUUGGAGAUGAAGGCUGAUGUCAGGAACCUGGUGCAACGGGUUGCUGAACAGAUGGUCAGCUCCACAGUCUCUCAGCCCUCCAUCCUCAAUACCAUCCAUGUGCUCAGCGCCUAUGCCAAUAUUGGCUCACUGAUAGGCGUCUUCAAGGAGACAGGUGCCCUGGAUCUGCUGAUGAAGAUGCUGUGUAAUGAGGAGAAGCAAAUCCGCCGCAGUGCUGGCAAGAUGCUGAGGGCUUUGGCUUCACAUGAUGCAGGAAGCCGAGCCUACGUUCUCUUGUCCCUGAGUCAGCAGGAUGGCAUUGAAGAUCAAAUGGACUUUGACAGUUGCUAUACUCUCCUUGAGCUGUUUGCAGAGACGACAUCCUCAGAAGAGCACUGUGUGUCCUUUGAAGGGAUCCAACUUCCUGAGAUUCCAGGGAAACUGCUCUUUUCACUGGUUAAGCGGUACCUGGGUGUCACCUCCCUCAUGGGCAAGCUGAACACCACCUCAGAGCCAGGAGGGGAGGAGGCAGGCUCUGUGCCCUCCCCUGCAAAUCAUGAGGGACAGAAAAGGAUGCAAUGUGAGUUUGACUUCAGCGUGGCCAUGGGCAGCCUCAUUUCAGAGUUGGUGCAGGUUAUGGGCUGGGAUCGUAAUCAGGAGCUCAAGGAAAGGCGACCUCGAGUUGCUAAGUCUAUCUUCCAGCCCCAGGUUCUUCCCAACUAUGCCAUCGUCCAAUCAGCCACUCACCUGCCCCAGAAAGAGAUCAGAACCUUCAAGACGCGCUCUGCCUUUCCCAGUUGCAGUGGCUAUGUGGAAUAUGUGCAAGAGAAGCUGGUGUGUGGCAUGCGCGUGCGCAUGUUGGAAGACUACGAAAAAGUAUGUGCGGGAGACGAGGGCGACUUCCUUCUCAGCAAUAAUGGCACCCCACCUGUUCAGGUUCAUUGGGAGUCUCUGGGCCAUAUAUAUUGGGUUCCUUGGCACAUGAUUGAGAUUAUCAGUGGAUCGGGUCAGGCAGAGCAGAAGGCCCUGGAAAAAGUGUCCAACCUUACAAAGACUCUGAGAGAGGAUACAGCUUCAGUUAACCAGAGGUUGUUCCAUAAGCCACUUCCGGGGCUCUGCUCACUGCCAUAUCUGACAGAUCGGAUGACUGAGAAGACUGGGACCCUGAACCUGGCCGAAUGGUGGGAGCUGCUCUUCUUCAUUAAGAAAUUAGAACCUCAGAAGCAACAGGAAAUUAUUCAGUUCAUCCAGCAAAACCAGAAGCUGUCACAGCUGGACGAAGAAGGCCUGAUCCAGCUGUCUGUGUCAACGGAGCUGGCUCAGAAAGUGCUAGAGCUCCUGAGCCAGCAGUGCCUGGGAUGCACCCAAAGGGACCUGCAACGUUGCCACGUCUAUCUCAAGUAUUGUUUCUUCAAGGGGCAGGCAAAUGAGAACUACCAAAAUGGGGACAAGAUUCCUGUGGAGUCUGGCAGCCUUCCUGAAGCCAUGGCACCCAAAACGUCAAAGGAGUCACCCUCUGCAGAAGAAGCUCUCCCAGCUCCAUCUAUGGUGGAGAAAACAGACACACAACUGAAUAAGGAGCUUUUCAGAUUGGAAGAACUUUCCUUCCCAGAAACCCUGGAGGAGAAAGCCAAAGCUUUCUGCAGUGUGAAAGUGGCAGGGAAAAAGAGCGCCUUGGAGCAGCUGGCAGAGGUGAUGGAGGUGAUCCAGAAGCCCAGUUGUGGCGUGUUGCUGCAGAUGGCCAGUCUCAGAUUCAUCACUGAUAUCUUGGAAGAGGAGCCUGGGCAACAGAAGCAGCUUGUCAAAGCAGAGGAUGAACUCGCCAUCAGGGAGAAAACAGUCAAGAUGCUGGUGGAGCUGCUGAACUGCCGAGUGGAGAAACUGCUGAUUGUGUUGGUUCUGCGGAUGCUGUAUGUGCUUCUGGCCAAAUAUGACUGGCGGAUACCCUUUGCCACCAAAGGCGGGCUGCAGGCCAUGCUGUGCUGCAUGCUGGAGUAUCCCACGUCAGCGCUGGUGCAGCAAGCUGGCCUGGCAGUGCUGAAGGUACUAUUGGGUGUUGGGAACUAUGAGCUACCAGGUGCCGGUGGAAAGUCCAACCCUCUGAACCAUUCUGAUGCCCAGAUGAUGCGGGAGAUCUUUGCCAGCAUUGGCUCUGCUUCCAGCAAAGACUCUGACAACUUGCUUUUUGCCAUCCCUGCUGCUGUUGAGAAGAUGUUGGGCACACCUGGGGCUUCUUCAGCAGUGCAAAAUGGGCUUUUGGCGUUGAACAUGCUGAUCAACAAUCACAAGGGUCUGGCGGAGCAGCUGGGAAACUGUGACCUCCACUUGGUCCUGCAGAACUGCUGCCGCUCUGGCCAGAGCUCCAAUGAGAUGCUGGCACGAAUAGUGCUUAACCGCCUGGCUGAGCAUAAGCUGACCCUGAGCCAGGAGAACGCAGACUCUGCAGCCUCCAUCAUUCUCAAGGAGACCGAAGUUACAACGCUGCUGAGCAGCCUGCGGGAGAGCAGCAUUUCCAAGGAGAUGGUGGCAGCACUGGAGUGCUGUCUGUGUGGCGUGGCUGCCUGCCCAGAAGAAAACAAUUAUGAGCUGUUCACUGAUGUGCUGCUGCUCAGAGACUUGACGCUGGUGGCAUCUGAGAAAGAUGUCAUGCUGGGAGCACUGAAGGUUUUGGACAACUGUUUGGAUAGUCCCUGGUGGGAUAAAGUGCCCUGGCAUGACUGUAUCGAGCCAUGUUUGUCUUCCAUGAGUGCCCACAUAAACGAUAGACAGAUCGUUCAGGGGUUCACCAGCUUCCUGUACUGUCUCGCCACCCUCGACAAAGAUUGUGCUGUCAUGAUGUGCUGCAUGGGUGCUAAGGAAGCCUUGACUAAAGUCCUGGAGAAACACAGCUCCAAUGUGCUGCUGGUGACCGAACUGAGGGACCUUGUGAGCAACUGCGAGAAAUAUGCCAGCCUGUAUAAGAAGAUGACAUCCAGUAUCCUGGCUGGCUGCAUCCAGAUAGCUCUGGGUCAGAUAGAAGAACACAGGCGGAGCCAUCAGCCUAUCACCAUCCCGCUCUUUGAUGUAUUCCUGCACUACCUUUGUCAAGGCUGCAGCUUGGAAGUAAAGGAUGACAAGUGUUGGGAGAGAGUGGAAGUUUCCUCCAACCCCUACCGGGCCAGCAAGCUGGUGGACGGGAACCCCAAGACCUACUGGGAAUCAAAUGGCAGCACCAGCUCCCACUACAUCAAUGUCUACUUGCUUCGAGGAGUGAUAGUCCGGAAGAUGUCUAUGUUGGUGUCCAGUGAGGAUUCCAGCUACAUGCCAGCCUGCAUUAUGGUCAUGGGAGGGGAGAGCGCCUCCAGCAUCAGCACCAAGCUCAAUGUGGUGAAUGUCCCAUCAUCAGCCAGCAGAGUGACCCUCUUGGAGAACAUGAGUUGCUUCUGGCCAGUCAUACAGAUUAAGAUCAAGCACUGUCAGCAGGGUGGCAUUGACACACGUGUGCGUGGCAUCGAGGUGCUGGGCCCCAAGCCCACCUUCUGGCCCAUCUUCAAGGAGCAGCUGUGCCGGCGCACGUUCCUCUUCUACACCACCAAGGCACACACCUGGUGCCAGGAAAUCUUAGAAGACCGGAGGCAACUGCUGCAGCUCUUCAACAGGCUGAACAGCGCUCUGCGCCACGAGCAGGAGUUUGCCGACCGCUUCCUUCCCGACGACGAGGCUGCUCAGGCCCUGGGCAAGACCUGCUGGGAUGCUCUGAUCACCCCCUUGGUGCAGAGCAUCACCUCUCCAGACCCCAGUGGGAUCAGCCCCCUGUCGUGGCUUCUGAGCCAGUAUUUGGAGAACCUGAAGGCAGCUGCAAGAGCCAAGAGACCAGCCGCCAUUUUCAACUCCCACGUGCGGCGACUGAGCCACCUGCUGGUGCACGUGGACUCCAGCGGCCCUGAGCCAGAGGAGCUGAAGGCCCCCGUGAAAGCCAAUGGGAAGAACAAGGAGUCGAGUUCUGGGGCUGCCAAGCCAGUGGAGAAGAAAGCCGGCAGCACGACCGGUAUCAUGCAGUGCUGGAAAGGGGUGGUCCAGCAGCAGGUGAAGCGGUUCCUGGAAUCCUCCUGGCAGGACCCGGACUUCGUGGAGCAAUAUUGCAACAUCUACCAGCGCCUCCGCACUGCCAUGGAGGAGCUCUUUGGGCAGCAGAUGUGCUUCAUGCUGGCCCUGCGCCAGGGCUUCUCUGGGGGGCUGCUGCAGCUCUCCUUCCUGACCGCCAUGCAUGUGAGCGAGCAGUUUGCCCGUUACAUUGAUGUGUGGAUCCAGAAGAGCUGGGCAGACUCGGGUAACGUGGAGACCCUGCGGCGCCUUCAGUGGAGCCUGGAGCCAAUCCUCUUCCUGUCUGGUCUGGAACUGGCCAACACCUUUGAGCACUUCUACCGGUACUACCUGGGCGACCGGCUCCUGUCCCAGGGCAAGACGUGGCUGGAGAGUGCUGUGGUGGAGCACAUCGGGCUCUGCUUCCCCAACCGCUUCCCCCAGCAGAUGCUGAAGAACCUGAGUGAGCUGGAGGAGGAGCAGCAGCAGUUCCACCUCUUCCAGCUGCAGCAGCUGGACAAGCACCUGCUGGAACUGGAUCAGGAUGGGAAAUACAAGGAGGAGGAGGGAGAGGUCAUGGAGGAGGAGCCGCACAGUCCGGAAGAAGAGCCGGAGGUGAAGGUGCUGGCUCUGUCUCCCCGCUGCUGGACCGUCUCCCCGCUCUGCUACCUGGAGGAGCCUGCCAGAUUUUUCCCACCAUCCCUCAGUCAGCACUUGGGCAGGUUUGCUGACUUCUAUACCCAGAGUCAGAGUCGUUUUGGGCUGCAGCACACGCAGCCACGGCGUUUGCAGUGGACAUGGCUGGGCCACGCGGAGCUGUGUUACCAGGACUGGAUCCUGCACGUGUCCACCCUGCAGAUGUACAUCCUUCUGCUCUUCAACACUGCUGAGGAGGUUCCUCUGGAGAAAUUGUUACAAGAUACAGGUCUCUCUCUGGCCCUCCUGGCUCAUGCACUGAAACCUCUGGUGGAGAAGGAGUUCCUGAUGCAGAAUCAGGGUCUGCUGAGGCUGAAUGAGAAGAUGCUGGCCCAGUUUUCUGGCCAACACUUGGCUCUGCUACCAAAACGGGCAUACUUGAACGUGGUGCAGAAUGAGGGCAGCUCUUUGGAGAAGAGACGGAACUUCAUCUGCAGCCUCAUCCUCCAGAUCCUCAAAGAAGAGAAGGCGAUGCACAUUGACAGACUUGUGUUCAGGGUGAUUGAUGACUGCCAGAAAUUGGACUCUGACUCUGCACCGAAGUUCUUGAACUACCGUCGCAGCAGCAGCACAGAUAUCCUGUCUUGUGUCCUGCAUCUGCUGAAGCAGGGCUCCAUCCAGCGCCAGGACAAGAGGCCGCAGCUCCUGGAGUACAUCUCCCCUGAUCUCCCAACCCCAGUACUGCCAAAGAACCAGCCUCAAGUCGCAUUUCAGACCGUCCAGAUCAAGAAAGUGCCCAGCGUGCCCUGUGUAGAGAAGAGGCAGACUUUCUCUACCUUCAGGGAGGAGCUGCACCGAUCCAUUUGCAGAUUCAUCCUGCUGCUGGCCAAGGCUGAUGGCUCAUUCAUGGGAGGAGAGUACAAGGCAGCUCCAGCACCUUCUGUCACCAAUAUCCUAUGCAAAAAAGCCACACAGUACAUUGGGGGUCAAGAGGAGUCUUGUGAAGAACUGGAGUACAAGGCUGUCACCUUUUUGGAUUAG